Linum tenue is the source of this 1980-nucleotide messenger RNA. The record is from the annotation of a GenBank genome assembly. NCBI's taxonomy places the organism in Eukaryota, Viridiplantae, Streptophyta, Magnoliopsida, Malpighiales, Linaceae.
CUGCCUGAAGGUGCUGCAAUUCAUAAUGUCUUCCAUGUGUCACAGUUGAAGAAGGCCACAGGAGCUCAGGUGCUUGUGCAACCAACAUUGCCUGAAGUGGAUGAUGCUAGAACCCUGAAGUUGGAACCCACUACAAUGCUUGCAAGGAGGGUUGUUGAGAAGAGAAGAGAUAGGAAGAGAGAAGAAAGAAGGAGGGAAAGUACCCAGACUUUCGAUUGGGCGCAGCAGGACGAGCAGAACACUACAUCCACCAUUGCUGACUCGGAACAGGAAGAAGAAGGUGAGGAUUCGGCAGCCGAGGAGGGCCCGGUGGCUUCCUACGCCGCCGCCGAAGAUGGGGAUGAUGCAAUUGAGGCGCAGGAGCCGUCGGAGGACGCCAAAGUGUUCGUCGGUAACUUGCCGUACGAUGUGGAUGGUGAGAAAUUGGCUAUGCUCUUCGAGCAAGCUGGAACUGUAGAGAUUGCUGAGCGAGCGCUCGACGACGAGCUCGACAAUCUCCUCGCCCAGCGGAGCGAUCUCGACAAGCAGCUCGUCCACCUCCAGAAAUCGGCCGAGGUUCUCGAGAUUGUCAAGGCCGAUUCUGACUACAUGCUCAGCAAUGUUGGCUCCACCUGCGACCUCGCUGACCACGUCAGCGCCAAGGUUCGGGAGCUGGACCUGGCUCAGUCGCGAGUGAACACUACCGUGCUGCGGAUCGACGCCAUUGUCGAGAGAGGGAAUUGCAUCGACGGAGUGAAGUAUGUGCAGACGUUCCUUCAUAUUGAUGCCAAGUACAAAGACUCCGGAUCCGAGCAGAGAGAUCAGUUGCUAGCUUCCAAGAAGCAGCUUGAAGGGAUUGUGAGGAAGCGGCUCGCUGAUGCAGUGGAUCAGCGAGAUCAUCCCACGAUUCUGAGGUUCAUUCGGCUGUAUUCGCCUCUGGGAUUGGAGGAGGAAGGGUUGCAGGUUUACGUAGGGUAUUUGAAGAAGGUAAUUUCUAUGAGAUCGCGGCUUGAAUUUGAGCAUUUGGUGGAGUUGAUGGAGCAGGGGCAUGCUCAAAACCAGGUUGAUUUUGUUGGUUGUUUGACUAACUUGUUUAAAGACAUUGUGCUAGCCAUAGAAGAGAACGAUGAAAUAUUGAGGAGUCUCUGUGGAGAAGAUGGGAUUGUUUACGCGAUUUGUGAAUUGCAAGAAGAGUGUGAUUCUAGGGGUUCCCUCAUUUUGAAGAAAUAUAUGGAAUACAGGAAAUUGGCCAAGUUAGCAUCAGAGAUCAAUGCCCAAAACAAGAACUUGCUUGCUGUUGGAGGGCCAGAAGGCCCUGAUCCUAGAGAGGUUGAAUUGUACUUGCAAGAGAUUCUGUCGUUGAUGCAAAUAGGUGAAAAUUACACGGAAUUUAUGGUUUCCAAGAUUAAAGCAUUGAGUUCAGUUGAUCCGGAAUUGGUACCAAGAGCCACAAAGUCUUUCAGGAGUGGGAGCUUCAGCAAAGUAGUCCAAGACAUUACUGGCUUUUAUGUGAUCUUGGAAGGGUUCUUUAUGGUUGAAAAUGUUAGGAAAGCCAUUCGGAUUGAUGAGCAAGUACCUGAUAGCCUUACCACUUCGAUGGUGGAUGUUGUGUUCUAUGUUCUGCAGAGUUGCUUGAGAAGAGAAAUUUCCACUUCAAACAUUAGCUCAGUGAUUGCUGUCCUUAGUGGCGCAGGGUCUCCCCAUCCUUGGAGUGUUCAGGUUAGCUACAUGUUCACUUUAAGGAGUCUUCACAAGUUAUAUUGGAGCUUUUCUGCUGUUGGUGUCGAUCCUGCCAUAAUGGGUGUUGGUCCAGCUGUUGCAAUUCCAGCAGAUGUUGAAGCUGCUGGUCUAGAGCUUGAAGAUAUCGACCUUUUUGUGUCCAUGUGCAUAGGAACCGGGAUGGGAGCGGCAGCUGUGUUCGAAAGAGGGGAUUGUGUAGAUGGCCUUUGCAAUGCGAAGAAAAUAGACAGCCAGAACCUCUUAUCCAAAGAUGCCAAGUAA